AUGGCAAACAAAACGGCAGGACGAGUGCAGGAGAACAGACAAAAGCACAACAGGCAGAAACAGCAGAAGCAGCAGAAACAGCAAAGAAGACAAGAACAGCAGGAAGCACAAGCAGCAGAAGAAGCAGCAGAAGAAGCAGCAGAAGAAGCAGAAGAGCCCACGAAGAGCAACCCAGUGCCACCGGUCACGUGCGCUGAUAGCACGCAACGGGGCGUCGGCGCAGAAACAGCGCAGAAGCAACGCGGCGCCCAGGCGAUAGCGCCAGAUAAGACGCUUCUUCCCUUCGUCCCUUUGUGCUUCUCGUGCCUGUGCUUCUCGUGCUGCCUCUGCCUGUGCUUCCUCUGCCUCUCCCCCAUGCCCACUCUCACCUUGGACUCUCUCCCCCUCGACGUCUGGCUCUCUGUCUCGCGUUUCUUGGACUCCAGAGACCUCUGCCUCUUGAUCCAGACAAACUCACGCUUGCACUCUCUCCUCACCUCCAAUGUCUUCUGGAACUCCUUUAUCUUCCACAACUGGUACUCCUACACCUCUGCUUCCUCUCCAGACUUGAUUGCCCUCUUCCACCAUGACAUUGCUGCCUUUGCCUCUCUGCACCCUUUCAUUCCUCCCAACAACUCCUCCUAUUACUUUUUCCUUUAUCGUCUCAACCUUGAUCUCACAAUGUUAGACUAUCUAUCAACAAAGAUUUGCUGCUUCAGUUCUAAUCCCUCUUCUCUUUCUUCCUCUGAUUCUUUGGUCAACAACUACUGGAACUUCAUUUCCAUCUUCAAUUCAAACUCCCUACCUCUUUUGGUCAACCUAAAUAAAAACACCUCCCUCCUCCAUUAUACUAAAAUCUCCUUGCAAAACAACCUACCAAUCUACUAUCAUUCCAAUAAACUAUUAUUGUCUCAAAGAUCAAUGGUUGCUUUCAAUUCAAUACACUCCAUCUUAGCUACUACUUCUCCUCCCCCCUCCCUUUCAAAUUUGGAAUCUCUACUAUUUCUCCUAAAUCAUUUCCAUCCUAACUUUGAUCUCCUAUCCUCCAACAGAUCCUCCGUCAUCAACAAAACAAUCAAAAAAUUUUUAAAUCUUAAAUCCUCCCACAACUUUAAUCACAACACUCACGCAAUCUAUUCUUUAAUUAAAAUCUUUUUCCAUUUUAUCAACAUUAACCGAAAAUCAAAUCAAAAAUUCAUCUACAACUCCCCUUCCUAUAAUGAUUUCUUCAUAUUGAAUAUCUAUUCUGGCUUAUCCUCAGGAAAUCACAUAUCUUUAAACUCCAUUAUAUCAAACUUGGCUUCAUUAUUAGGCUACAAAACUAUCGUCUCCUCUUUUUUAUUAUUGGUCUACGACCCAAUUUAUGACCCAAUUCACAACUACUCCUAUUUCUUAAUUCAAAAUAAUCACAUUUCCAUCUUCAAUUUAAACCAAAUCUUAUUCGACAUUAAAUCAAAUCAAUCCUUUAGAAUCUUUCGCUCUCAACCCUUUCACACAACUAACUUCAACUCAGAUCUUUUUUCCAACACCAAUGAUAUUUCUGACUCAAAUUUAAUCAAUCUAUUAAAUCUCUCUUAUUUAAAGCCCUUAACUCAUACUGAUCUUUUAUUUUCCUUUUUCAACCAGUCUUAUAACUCAUCAAUUUCCAAUCAAUCAACUUUUAUUCUGAAUAAUACCCUCAACCCCAAUACUGAUCUUGAAAACGAUACAAACUACAGAUAUCCCUCCUUCACUCCUAAAGAUUACGAAUAUAUUAAAGCUUAUUAUAACCUAUCUUUAUCAAAUCUAUCUUCCUUUCAAAUAAAAAAUCAUCUACGAAUCUUCCAAAAUCAUUUAAAUCUGGACCAUUCAAUCGAUUUCAUUCUUUUUUUUUUAAACCGCUUAUGGCCUUCCUCAAUUUACAAUAAUUUUCAAAAUUUGAUUUACUUGGAAAAUUUCAAAUCUCAAAUCCACUCAAAUAACGCCUCAAUUGAAUCUUACUAUAAAAAAUUCAAUUUAUCUUUAACUUUAAACGAUCGUUUGUAUGCUAAUAUUGAUAUCCAGCCCUUAUAUCAGGUCGGUGAUCUAAUAUAUCAUAAACGUUUAGGUACCUAUUGCUUAAUCAUUGGCUGGAAACAUUUUGACAACAAACGUUUUAACUGUUCUAGAAGUACUUUUUUUUAUAACGUUUUAACAAAUUCAGAUGAUUUUAUAACAAUUUAUAAUGAAGAUAGCUUGCUAAUAAAUAAGUUCAAAGAUGAUCAGUAUGAACCUGAUGAAGUUCAUUAUAUUGCUAAUGAGGCCAACUAUAUAUUUAGGCAUAAUCAAAGAAUACCCAGAAAAAUUCUAAAUAAAUUUAUUCAUCAUCCUUUAAUAGGUUUGUUUUUUUCUAAAUUUGAUAAUCACAAAAACAAAUUCAUUGUCAACGAGCACUUAGUCAAAUUUUUCCCAAACUUAUAG
Ascoidea rubescens DSM 1968 is the source of this 2418-nucleotide messenger RNA. RefSeq names its product SCF ubiquitin ligase complex subunit MDM30 (gene MDM30). NCBI's taxonomy places the organism in Eukaryota, Fungi, Ascomycota, Saccharomycetes, Ascoideales, Ascoideaceae. The transcript has a single exon. Gene Ontology annotation, molecular function: protein binding. Bases 1 to 2418 code for a protein of 805 amino acids. The record is from RefSeq and is a predicted model, not a curated record.